Stomoxys calcitrans (stable fly) is the source of this 1181-nucleotide messenger RNA. Its product is annotated as cyclin-H-like. The record is from RefSeq and is a predicted model, not a curated record. The transcript has 6 exons. Gene Ontology annotation, cellular component: nucleus; transcription factor TFIIK complex. Gene Ontology annotation, molecular function: cyclin-dependent protein serine/threonine kinase regulator activity. Lineage: Eukaryota; Metazoa; Arthropoda; Insecta; Diptera; Muscidae. Gene Ontology annotation, biological process: regulation of transcription by RNA polymerase II; DNA-templated transcription; regulation of cyclin-dependent protein serine/threonine kinase activity. Bases 120 to 1094 code for a protein of 324 amino acids.
UAACCCAGCGUAGUCCAUAGCGUAGGGGAGCUGAAGUAACUGGACAAAAAAAUAAACAAAACAAUUUCCCCUGCCACCCAACGACUUUUGCAAAGUUUAACGUUCCAGCCGACAGAAAGAUGUAUCCUUUAAGUUCUCAGAAAAAGUAUUGGACAUUCUCUAAUCUGGAUCAGUUAAAUGACUUGCGAUUGAAACGGAACCAAAAAUUCAUUGAAACUCAUGGAGCACAAUUGAAUGAGCAACAGCGCCAGGAAUUAUUUCUCGAUGCAACAGAGGAACAUUUACUGCUUAAACAAUAUGAAAUUUAUUUAAAUGAUUUUUGCCGAAGGUUUGAGCCGGCCAUGCCUAAAUGUGUGGUGGGAACUGUCAUUCAUUACUUCAAAAGAUUCUUUUUACACAAUUCUGCCAUGGAUUACCAUCCCAAGGAAUUAUUGGCCACUUGUGUUUAUUUGGCUUGUAAAGUUGAGGAAUUCAAUGUGUCUAUUGGUCAAUUUGUGGGCAAUAUCAAAGGAGAUCGCAACAAAGCUAUGGACAUUAUUUUAUCAAAUGAGUUGCUGCUAAUGCAACAUCUGAACUAUUAUUUAACCAUUCACAAUCCAUAUAGACCUGUAGAAGGAUUUUUAAUAGAUAUAAAGACUCGCAGUUCUAUGAUAAAUCCUGAACGUCUACGUCCUCACAUAGACAGCUUCAUCGAGAAGACGUUCUUCACAGAUGCCUGCCUUUUGUAUGCACCCUCGCAGAUAGCAUUGGCGGCCAUAUUACACGCUGCCGGUAGAGAACAAGAAAAUCUUGAUAGUUAUGUUACAGACAAUUUACUGAAUGGUGCCAGAGAAAAGUUACCGGCUCUGAUAGAAGCUAUAAGAAAAAUCCGUAUAAUGGUCAAGCAGUAUGAGCUACCUCUUAGGGAUAGAGUUAAAUUAAUCGAAAAGAAAUUGGAAAAAUGCCGAAAUCAAGAAAACAAUCCAGAUAGUGAAAUUUACAAAGAGCGAAUGCGUAAAAUGUAUUGCGAUGAUGAACUGGAAGUAGCUGAAGACACAUCCUAUUAUUUAGCAGAUUCCAGUGCGGACAUGUCUGCUUUGAAUAUGAGCCAAUAGUUGUGGAGAAUGUGUUUGCCUAGUUUUGUUUUUUUUUUACAUCCAAUUUUUAUGAAGGCAAUAAAUAUGUUGACAAACAAAAAUGUA